AUGGUUUCGUGCUUCUCAAUCAAAUGCCUUUUCUUGGCAUUGGUGCUGAAAAAUCACGUAUACGUAGGUUGCACCGAAGAAAUAGAUACCGAUGAACCCCAGGUGGACAUCCCCCAAGGAAAACUGCAGGGUACGACACGGAGGACACGCAAUAAUCGGAGUAUAUCAGCUUUCUUGGGAAUUCCUUAUGCUCAGCCACCGAUUGGGAAUCUUCGAUUCGCAAAUCCAGUGGCAGCUGAUGGUUGGAACGGAACUCGAAACGCUACUGUCGAUUCAAAUAAAUGCCCUCAGAUUUUUCACGGCGAAAUAGUGGGGGAUGAGGAUUGCCUGUAUCUUGACGUGUACACGCCGGAGCUUUCCGAAGAGACAACGUCACGCCUACUUCCGGUGAUGGUGUUCAUUUACGGCGGAGGAUUCAAGGUCGGAAGUGAUUUUUCAUUGGCUUACGGCCCGGAAUACCUCCUCGAUAAAGAUGUGAUCCUCGUUACCUUCAAUUAUCGUCUGGGACCAUUAGGAUAUUUGAGCACCGGUGACAAGGUGGCAUCGGGAAAUUGGGGCGUAAAAGACCAAGUCCUAGCCCUGAAGUGGGUACAGAGUAACGUCAAGUACUUUGGAGGCGAUCCUGAUCAAGUGACGCUGUUUGGACAAAGUGCAGGCGCAGCUUUGGUUCAUCUUCUGACAAUGUCGAAUGCCACGAUUGGGCUCUUCCACAGGUACAUAACGCAAAGUGGAUCGGCCCUUGCAACAUGGGCUUACAGACCGAGUGGCCCCUAUGCUGACCGAGCAUUUGACCUUGGCGAAUAUGUUGGCUGUUCCAAUACAUCAACGGAUUCUCUAAUCAAAUGUUUGCGGACAGUCGAUAUUUCGGACAUUGUGAAUUCAUAUCCGAAAUUCAGUGUGUCGCGAUCAGUCCCAGGAGUUGCGUGGGGCCCAACUGAUGAGCCAAAUAUUGAUGGUGCCGUUCUCACUGAUAGCCCCCAGAAUUUAAUUCUCGCUGGGCUGGCUCACGAUUUGCCUGGGAUUUCAGGUGUUUGUCAAGAUGACGGAAUAGUCGACACUGUAUAUAUGUAUCAAAAUGAGACAUGGCUUGCUGAGAUUUUGGCAAACUUUGACGACAUCAUACCUUCUAUGUUGAAUUGGAACUAUUUACCGGGUUCGGGAGCUGCUUGGAUUGAACCAAUCAAGUCAUACUACUUUAAAGAUUUCAAAGCCGAUAAGAACGUGAUACUUGCAAACCUGACAGCCCUUCUGAGUGACGCUGCCUUUUUUUACCCGCUUUACAACGCAAUCAGACAGCAGUCCGUGAAGACGGUGAACCCACAAUAUCUUUACAACUUCGAUUACCGUGGUACAUUACACUGGUCGUUCGAGUAUGGUGGCACUACGGUGGACUAUGGAGUGACGCACGGUGAUGAUCUAGUAUACCUGUUUCCAAGUUCGGCAACGUUCGAUAUGUAUAACAAAACUCGAAGCGAGAAAGAUUUCAAAAUGGUGGACAUCAUGAUAGAAUUGUGGACGUCUUUCGCUAUCAAGGGGAAACCCAGGACUGAAGCCUUUAGCAACAACAUGGAGUGGGAACCGUUCUCAAUCACGAAGAACAACAGCCUUCGGAUCGGAAAUCAAUCCGAUCUCGCACUCACCGCUGAAUAUUCCUAUUUCAAAGAACGUCUGCAGUUUUGGGAUGACUUGAUAGCGAAUGUGCCGUUAUGAUCAAUGAGCUGCUUUUCUCCGGUCCAGCAAUUUUUCGCAGAAUUUUCGGAAUGCACAUCCAGUAUUUUGCCCCACG
Messenger RNA from Diprion similis, 1786 nucleotides. Its product is annotated as esterase E4-like. The coding region runs from base 1 to 1710 and encodes 569 amino acids. The record is from RefSeq and is a predicted model, not a curated record. The transcript is spliced from 7 exons. Lineage: Eukaryota; Metazoa; Arthropoda; Insecta; Hymenoptera; Diprionidae.